AUGGAAGCGCUCGGACCCGGCCCGCCUGCCCCUACCUCCCUCUUCCAGCCGCCACGUCGGCCCGGCCUGGGCACCGUGGGGAAGCCGAUUCGGCUACUGGCCAAUCACUUCCAAGUGCAGAUCCCCAAGAUCGAUGUCUACCAUUAUGAUAUCGAGAUCAAGCCGGAGAAGCGACCUCGCAGGGUGAACAGAGAGGUUGUGGACACCAUGGUGAGACAUUUCAAGAUGCAGAUUUUUGGGGACCGGCAGCCUGGUUAUGAUGGCAAGAGGAACAUGUACACGGCUCACCCCCUGCCCAUCGGGAGAGACAGGGUGGAUCUGGAGGUGACGCUGCCAGGGGAGGGGAAGGAUCAGACCUUUAAGGUGUCUCUGCAGUGGGUGUCCGUGGUCAGCCUGCAGAUGCUCCUGGAGGCUCUGUCUGGUCACCUGAACGAAGUCCCCGAAGACUCUGUACAGGCGCUGGACGUUAUCACCCGACACCUGCCAUCCAUGAGGUACACCCCGGUUGGUCGCUCUUUCUUCUCCCCUCCAGAGGGUUACUAUCACCCCUUAGGAGGAGGGAGGGAGGUGUGGUUUGGGUUCCAUCAGUCAGUCCGUCCAGCCAUGUGGAACAUGAUGCUCAACAUUGAUGUUUCAGCCACUGCUUUCUACCGCGCCCAACCUGUGAUUGAGUUCAUGUGCGAAGUUCUUGACAUCCAAAACAUCAACGAACAAACCAAGCCCCUCACAGACUCGCAGCGCGUCAAAUUCACCAAGGAAAUCCGCGGGCUGAAAGUGGAGGUCACACACUGUGGUCAAAUGAAGAGGAAGUACCGUGUGUGCAAUGUCACACGUCGGCCUGCUAGCCACCAAACGUUCCCUUUGCAGCUAGAGAAUGGACAAGCCAUGGAGUGCACCGUUGCCCAGUAUUUUAAACAAAAGUACAGUCUUCAGCUCAAAUACCCCCAUCUGCCCUGCCUACAGGUGGGACAGGAACAGAAGCACACCUAUCUACCCCUGGAGGUCUGUAACAUUGUGGCAGGACAGCGUUGUAUAAAGAAACUCACAGAUAAUCAAACCUCCACCAUGAUCAAAGCCACAGCCCGCUCUGCUCCAGACCGUCAGGAGGAGAUCAGCAGGCUGGUCAAAAGCAACAGCAUGGUAGGCGGGCCCGACCCCUACCUGAAAGAGUUUGGCAUCGUCGUCCACAAUGACAUGACAGAGGUGACUGGGCGGGUCCUCCCAGCGCCCAUGCUGCAGUAUGGGGGCCGGGUGAGUACAGACACUGGGAGGGACUGUGGCAGGAACAAGACCGUGGCCACGCCCAACCAGGGUGUCUGGGACAUGAGGGGGAAGCAGUUUUACGCUGGCAUCGAGAUCAAGGUGUGGGCCGUCGCCUGCUUCGCCCCUCAGAAGCAGUGCCGAGAGGAUUUGCUCAAGAGCUUCACAGACCAGCUGAGGAAGAUCUCCAAAGAUGCUGGGAUGCCGAUCCAGGGCCAGCCAUGCUUCUGCAAGUACGCCCAGGGAGCGGACAGCGUGGAGCCCAUGUUCAAACACCUCAAGAUGUCUUACGUUGGACUGCAGCUCAUCGUGGUCAUCCUGCCGGGCAAAACGCCCGUCUAUGCGGAGGUGAAGCGAGUAGGCGACACACUCCUGGGCAUGGCCACUCAGUGUGUUCAGGUGAAGAACGUGGUAAAGACCUCUCCACAGACCCUCUCCAACCUCUGCCUGAAGAUCAAUGCCAAACUGGGCGGCAUCAACAACGUACUGGUCCCCCAUCAGAGACCCUCUGUGUUCCAGCAGCCUGUCAUCUUUCUGGGAGCUGACGUCACGCACCCCCCUGCAGGAGACGGUAAAAAGCCCUCUAUCGCGGCGGUGGUGGGUAGCAUGGAUGGGCACCCCAGCCGUUACUGUGCCACAGUGCGGGUCCAGACCUCACGGCAGGAUCUGUCCCAGGAGCAGCUGUACAGUCAGGAGGUGAUCCAGGACCUCACCAACAUGGUGCGCGAACUUCUCAUCCAGUUCUACAAGUCCACGCGAUUCAAGCCCACGCGGAUCAUCUACUACCGCGGAGGAGUGUCUGAGGGCCAGAUGAAACAGGUGGCAUGGCCUGAGCUGAUAGCGAUCAGGAAGGCUUGUAUCAGUCUGGAGGAGGAUUACAGGCCAGGAAUCACCUACAUCGUUGUGCAGAAGCGCCACCACACUCGACUCUUCUGCUCAGACAAGGCCGAGAGGGUUGGGAAGAGUGGCAACGUCCCAGCGGGCACCACCGUGGACAGCACCAUCACACAUCCGUCUGAGUUUGACUUCUACCUGUGUAGCCACGCUGGCAUCCAAGGCACCAGUCGUCCUUCACACUACCACGUCUUGUGGGACGACAACUGUUUCACGGCGGACGAGUUGCAGCUGCUCACCUACCAGCUGUGCCACACUUAUGUGCGCUGCACCCGCUCCGUCUCCAUCCCCGCACCAGCCUACUACGCCCGGCUCGUGGCCUUCCGCGCCCGCUACCACCUGGUGGACAAAGACCACGACAGUGCGGAGGGCAGCCAUGUGUCGGGUCAGAGUAACGGUCGUGACCCCCAGGCCCUGGCCAAGGCCGUCCAGAUUCACUAUGACACCCAGCACACAAUGUACUUCGCCUGA
Molecule: messenger RNA, 2625 nt
Organism: Chanos chanos (milkfish)
Lineage: Eukaryota; Metazoa; Chordata; Actinopteri; Gonorynchiformes; Chanidae
Gene: ago4
Product: argonaute RISC component 4
Exons: 18
Coding region: 1-2625 (874 amino acids)
Molecular function (GO): RNA binding; protein binding
Source: RefSeq, a predicted model, not a curated record